ACUGCUUCUCAUACAUAACUUGAAAUGGACAACUGAAAACAAAAUAAAUGUUCAGUACUAUUAGUUGAAAGUUAAAAGUGUUUUACAAGACUGGUAGGCACAUCGAGUUAGUACCUCCAUACAAUUAAAAAAAUAAUGAUUUGUAAAUGAAAACCAUUCAACGAAACGUGUCUGCUGGAUUGAGUUGGUAAUAAAUCAAACUAAAGUUGGUAGUCACAUUAUUGAAUUGGCAGCCUGUAAUUUUUUGUAUAUCAUGACAUGAUUGGCAGCAUUGUUGACGUCGUUUAGGUGAAGUGUCAUUUUUGUCUGCUCUCGUUUUCAUCUUUUGUGUAUAAAAUUGGUGCUAACAUACAAAAACUAUAAACGAAUAAGCGUUUUUAUGUCGGAAGAAAGUGUUUUUUAUAUUAGUGAUACGUGAUCUCAUAGUGGGAGUCCAGAAAUCUACAUUUUUAGUUAAUUAAAAAUGGCGACAAAUAGAACCGGUACUGCCCAGAGACCAAACGGCGCCACCCAGGGUAAGAUCUGUCAGUUCAAGCUCGUCUUGCUCGGCGAGAGUGCUGUCGGUAAAUCGAGCUUGGUGCUGAGGUUCGUCAAAGGACAGUUCCACGAAUAUCAGGAAAGCACCAUCGGAGCAGCUUUCCUUACACAAACCAUUUGCCUGGACGAUACAACUGUCAAAUUUGAAAUAUGGGAUACAGCGGGACAGGAAAGGUAUCACAGUUUAGCCCCUAUGUACUAUAGGGGCGCACAGGCAGCUAUAGUGGUCUACGAUAUUACCAACCAAGACACGUUCGGCAGGGCGAAGACGUGGGUGAAAGAACUUCAGAGGCAGGCCAGCCCCACAAUCGUGAUAGCUUUGGCUGGCAACAAGCAGGACUUGGCCAACAAGAGGAUGGUGGAGUAUGAAGAAGCGCAGACUUACGCGGACGAAAACGGAUUGUUAUUUAUGGAAACCUCUGCAAAGACAGCAAUGAAUGUUAACGAUAUAUUUUUAGCAAUAGCUAAGAAAUUGCCCAAGAAUGAACAAACCACGGGACAGGGGGGCAGCGCCCAGGGCAGGCGACUGGCAGAAGGCGACGCGGGCGCCAAGACGGCAGGAAACUGCUGCAAGUGAUGGUACACGCUUGCAGGUCGAGUGUUGUUCAACUGUCAUGAUGAGAGAGGACUGGAAAGUGCAGCCGCACUCUAGUGAUAUAUAUGUGUAAUAAAGGUCCUUCUAUUAACAAAAAAAAAAUAAAUAAAAAAUAUAUUUGAAACUUAAUGUACACUGUCACAUAUUCACCGUAUUUUUUAGGAUGAAAAGAAAUAUGGAAGAAAUCGGUCUUUAACAGUCUAGAUGAGUUGUAAUGUCUCGUAUUGGGACAUAUAAAUUUGUGAUAAUUGUACCUACUUUUUAUUAUUUUUUUUUAACAUAUUUUAUGUUGGUAAUAUCUGACAGUGUAAGUAAGUUUAAAAGCGUUUAUAUCGACUGUACUUUUGAGCACCAAUAAAAUAAAUAAGUUUACCUCGAUUUAAUUAUUUUUGUUAUUUUGUUUUUCACUUAGGAUGUGCAAUUAUAUAUAUAUUUAGUACCACUAAUUUUUUUUAUUUUAGCGUACAGUCAAUCUAAAUGCAUUAUAUAUACCAACUUUCAAUUUAUACUUUUAAUAUUUCAGAGUAUAAACUGUAAGAAUAAACGUUAUAUGUAUUUUAUUAGUGUAAUAAUUGGCGAUAGUACGUUUCCUAACUAAUUUUUCAUUUUUUCCGUACUCUCCGUUUUUAUUAUGAAGAAAACUUUUAUCCUUUAGGUACUGUGUUUCGGAACAUAAUUUCGCGAUGCGUGACUGAAAAGAACAUAAACAUUUAUACGUAUUGUUUGUUAUUAAGUUUUGUGUCAUAUGACCAUUUAGAUCCAAAAGAAAGCAUAGAGGGCAUUACAAAAAAGGCGUUUAGGUUAUUAUGAUAAAAAAUGUAAAUAUUUUUAGGGAAUCCUAAUUAUUCAAGUUAAUAGUAAUUUAUACUGAUUUAUCAUCAAGGUAUUUGCAAUAAAAAUGUCAAUAUUUCAACAGUUCUAUAUUGGUUAUUAAAUUAAUUCGUUGCUAAGAUGUCAAAUUAAAAGUUUAUGAACAUUUUUACUAAUAUAGGUUGACUAUUAACAGUAUUUACGAUUCAAAAUUAAUUAAAUAAACUUUAUGUGUUAAUAAUGUCACAUAAGCGUAUUGAACUGUCACUUAUGUGUAUUACACUUUCACGUAUGUGUACGUAAGAAAUCAAAAGAGCUAAUGGUGAUAUUUUUAGCGGUUUUAUUUGUCAUGUUUGUGAAACGUCAAAGGUGUAAAUUUAAACUUCGGUUAUGAUUCUUGAUAGUUUAAAAUGUUUGAGAAGUAAUUCAUUUUUUAUUUAUAUUUAAGUGUAAAUGUGUUUAACAGAUUGCACAGAAAAUUGGAAAUUGACGUUCGAAAUUGCCAAGUGUUGUUUAUGGGGCGUGGUCGUACAAUAAUCAGAAUAACGGUUUCUUUCAAUUCAUCUUUGAUAUGGAAAUAAAUUUGGAAAAUACCGUGAAUGUCCAAAAACAAUAAUUUAGUUUUCCUAAAAAAAUGCUUGACUAAGAAGCAUAAAAUAAACUUGUGGGGUAACAUUUAUUACUCUGUAGUGAGACAUGUACAAUAUAUAAGUACUAAGUUGUAUAAUAACCAAAUAAAAAGAAAAAUAAGAAAAUAUAUAUAAAGUACAAAUGAUUGAUGGUUAUUAUUUACCUGUGAAACGUAGUAUCUGGUUCUUUUUUGUCGCUACGACUUUUACACUGAUAUGCAACACAAUAAACCAUUGUAACAAACUAAUUAUCAAAUGUCGUUUAAUUUAAAAAUCACAUAAACAAGAGUAAAAAGCUGUGGUGUCGCCGAAAUGGAUGGCACCAAAAUAAUGGCGGCCAAUAAAUAAUCGGCACAGAAUACUACGAGUGCUCAAAAUACUUGUUACACAUCCUCUCUCUUUCCUUGUCUAAGGUAACCUCACAAUGCAAUGUCACAUAACAUUUUGACAUAUUUCAUAUACAGUGUGCCAUAUAGUGGGAUCCAUAUGGGAAUUUUUUUAGAAGUUCGAAAAAACGUCAUAAGGCAAUAACAUUUGCUUAUUUAAAAACUUAAAAUAGCCCAUUAAAAAAAAACGAAUUUGGCAGAUAACUGCCAAGAUAGUUUACAUAAUUCUGUGCAAUGCAUUUUUUGUUGUAAUAAGGUUUAAGAAAU
Molecule: messenger RNA, 3224 nt
Organism: Psylliodes chrysocephalus
Lineage: Eukaryota; Metazoa; Arthropoda; Insecta; Coleoptera; Chrysomelidae
Source: the annotation of a GenBank genome assembly